This is a messenger RNA of Cataglyphis hispanica, 4026 nucleotides long. Its product is annotated as nose resistant to fluoxetine protein 6-like. The coding region runs from base 602 to 3040 and encodes 812 amino acids. NCBI's taxonomy places the organism in Eukaryota, Metazoa, Arthropoda, Insecta, Hymenoptera, Formicidae. The transcript is spliced from 12 exons. The record is from RefSeq and is a predicted model, not a curated record. Gene Ontology annotation, molecular function: acyltransferase activity, transferring groups other than amino-acyl groups.
GUUCGGAAUGGCUCCCUUACCCCCAUCACGCGAUCGCUCCGUACGUUCGUCUGAUAUAUAAGUGAACCAGCGCGCCGAUUGACAGAACGUAAUCCACAGUCACAGUCGCGUUUCGAGUUUUGUUUCUUUUUAACGUGGAUGCGCGACAUUCGUUCGUACAUGUCAUCGCGAGGACACGCGAAACACGUGCUUCCGCAACGUCAACGCCGCGCGCCCCUUUCGAGCGCCGGCCACGCAACGACGCGGAUCCAGCCAAUAUCUGUCUCUUUUCUCUGUUGAGUAAAAAUUCAUUGCGAGAAGAAUUACUAAACGGCGUGUAAUAACGCUGAGAUAAUUCUGUUAAUGAGUAAGGAAGGUAUGAGAGAAUUAAUUGUCGUUGAUUUAUGAAAUUUAAUAAAAAGAUUUUAUUCCAAGAGAAAUGAGACAUGUUAUAUGGCGCAUUGGCCAAUUCUGAUUCAUGCCUACCUUUCUGACAAAUUUCUCUCGGAAAAAUAUAUAGAGGAUAAUAUAUAUAGAGGACAAAGAGGAAGACGAAUAAAAAGAGAAGUUUUAGUAUAGCUAAUAGUACUCGAACAGGAGAAAAAAAAAAUUCGAGAGAAAGAUGGAAUUAAUGCGUUCAAGAUGGGGGAUAUGUAUGAUUCUCUUUUUGAGCCUGCAAAUAGUAACGGAAGUCAGUGGAAAGAGACCGGAAAUUAUCCUUGCGGAAGUCCUUGCAAAGCCCUUUGUGCCCCGAGAAUUCGCCUCACUGGAAUGCAUCCGCGACAGUAAAAUUUAUCUCGAGGAACUUGAAAAAUAUACACCAUGGGCGCUUCAAAUGUACGAUGCUUCGGUUAAAAUACCAUCCGGCGUAAUCACUGGCAAUUAUAAACAGCUGGGCAAUUUCGACGAAUGCUUACUCGUGAAGAACGAACAUGGCUUUGUCGGGCAAGCUUGCAACGCGGCGGUGCAAUUCGAGAUAACCGCGGAUGACGGUGCAUCGGAACGCGAGUUGGACUUAAGUGAUUUGCUCCUGAAUGUCGCGAUCGCGUCGAAUGCGACAAAAUGGACGUCCGGUAAUACGGUUGAUUACACAUGGAUGUGGUGCGUUCCAUCCACGUGUAACUAUACGGAAAUUCAGGAGGCUCUGGAACUCGAAUUUGAUUCAUUGAAAGUUGAAGGGCGUGUGGACAUGAUCGUUAGCGUUCCUAAGGAAUCAUGUCACACCAUAGAGAGCGUUAACUCAAGCUGGGAUCACGCCGAUGUCUGUUACAUAGUGAUUCUUGCAUUCAUCGCAUUCCUGGUUAUAGCCAGUACGGUAUACGACAUUACGGGACUAUAUCGGAACAUUACAUCGAAAUGGAAAGUUAUCUUUACAUCGUUUUCUUUGUACACGAACGGGAAGAAUCUGUUGCGGACUGAUAGACAGCGUGAGGCUAUUAGCUGUUUAGAUGGCAUGCGCUUUAUCUCUAUUUGUUGGAUAAUAUACGGGCACACGUAUUACCUGGAGGCGGUUGGUGUCAAAAUGAACCUCACGCAGAUUGUACGAAUGCAUCACGAUUGGAACAGCAUGCUGGUACUCAACGGGAACAUCGUCACAGACACUUUCUUUCUUCUGAGCAGCACUUUGCUCUCCUACAACGUACUAUUGAAGAAGGAACGAGCCUCAAACUCAUGUUUCGAUUUUAUAGGGCUUUACAUUCAUCGUUAUAUAAGAGUGACACCAGCCUACGCGAUGAUGAUCGGCUUCUAUGCCACGUUGUUUUAUAAAAUCGGAAUGGGACCGAAUUGGGAUGCAUGGGUUGGUUCCAAUAAGAACUUCUGUCGCGAGAAUUGGUAUACGAAUCUUCUCUACGUUAACAACUUCGUCAACGUGCCAAACAUGUGCAUGUCUCAAUCUUGGUACCUUUCGACCGAUAUGCAGCUUGUCUGGCUAUCACCGCUUGUACUUUAUCCUAUGCUGAAGUUCAGGAGCCUCUACUUCAACAUUAUUCUGUUUACUUGCUUUCUUCUCUCGAUCUUAGUGCCGUUUGCUAUAACAUUUAUACAUCAGCUAACGGGCACAAUGCUCUACUAUAAGGACCAGAUGAACGUCAGUCAAGUAUACCUGGAAAUUUAUACAAAGGUGUAUAAUAGAUUUGGACCUUACGUCAUUGGAUUAGGCCUUGGGUAUGUCUUAUAUAAGACACAAUCUAAAGUUAAGCUACGCGUCAGCCAUGUGAUUUGCGGUUGGCUGAUUGCCAUUCUCAUCGGUUGUUCGGCCAUUUUCGGACCGCGUGCCAUGUAUUUUGAAGAUCACGAAUACAAUAGAUUGGAGGCAAGUUUUUAUGCGGGUUUUCAUCGGCAGACCUUCGCGUUAUCAGUCUCCUGGAUCAUCUUUUGCUGCGUUAACGGUUAUGCAGGUCCCGUGAAUCACUUCCUUUCUUGGUGCGGAUGGCUACCGCUGAGCAAAUUAUCUUAUUGCGCUUAUUUAUGUCAUUAUGUUUUUCUACUAUCCGAUAUUGGAACCGCUCGUACCACCGGCAAUUUAACAUCAAUAAAUGUGUUGCGUGCGUUUUUCGCCAAUUUGAUGUUUACGAUGAUAUUAUCAGCCAUAUGGAGCCUCUGUUUUGAGAUGCCUUUUACAAAUAUCGACCGUAUCCUUCUCUCUGGCCGAAAAUCGUCGAAACAGCGGAAUUUCAGACACACAACGGACUCUGACAAGGAGAUCAGUCAAUCGAGGAACGAGCUUUCGACUACAUAUAACAAUGAUAAUAAUUCGGAAAAAGAUAUGGUCUACUGCGAUUCUACAGAAACCGCUGACGAAAAUCGCGAAAAUAGCGUAGAACACGAAGAAGCAAAAAAAAAUAUCAGUAAAAUUUAUCUUAUCAACCCAAUUAAAUGCGACGACGCACAAGACAUGAAUACCCACAAGAGAAAAUCCGGUUAUGUCAAUGUCGAUUUUUACCGUACUUUCGAUGAACGAUCAAGAAUGAGUUCGAGUGGAAAAUUGUCAAUAAACAUCGAGUCUGCUGAUAUCAUAAAACCAAGUCAUUUUUCAAAAAAUAGAAAAAUUAGCAUAUGAUUAUAAUAAAGCUUGUGAGCCAAGAAUAUUCAGUUUUAUAGCAAGAGAAAUAAAAUAUAAGAAAAAAAAAUAUAUAUAUAUAUAUGUAUACAUAUAAGAAAAAAAAGUGCGUGAUAUAUAAUAGUGAUUUUAUAUAUUUGAAGAAAUGAAUUACAGAGAGAAUUAGACUUUGUUUACAAUCCACAAUAAAAUAUCUAGGAAUAUCGAUAAGUACAUAGUAUUAGCUAUGAAAAUGUUAAAUAGACUAGGAAAUUAUGUAUACAAUUAACUCAAUUAUAUUUUUAAUUGAGUUUUUAAUUAUAUAGUUUUUAAUUAUAUUUUUAAUUGAGAAUUAUAUAAGAGAACUACUUCUCUUUACUUUAUCGAUUCUUAGUGAUAUUAAUGAUUAAUGAUUUGUAUGAUUAUUGUGAUAUAUAAUGCAUUGUUAUUAAUAAUUAUAAGAAAAUGUUAGAUUGUAUAUUGUAAGAGAUUAUAUACUGUUAAAUUAUAUAUUGUAUUAUAAAUUUUCGCGCGAAGAGAAUGUAUAAUCCUUGAUGUGACAAGGGUGAAAGCGACCAUCGAUUUAAUCGUCAUUACUUGCAGUAUUGAUAGAGUUAUAAUCAACAGACGCAUUUAAAUUUACGUUAUAAAAAAAAUAAAACUUUAAAGUGUUAUUUAAAGAAGCUUCUACAAAAUUGUGAGCAACAUAUGACUACUUAUAUUUUAAAUAAUAAUAAUAUACUAAAAAUAAGAAGCAAGAAAGAUUACCUCAUAUUCUCUCACUCAAUCAGCUUCUACUUUUAUCACCGAAUUAUUUUGACAAAGUAAUUAACGUAAAUAGUUUUUAACGUCUAAACUAAUCUAUCUAAUAUACUUUAUAACAGUCUCUGGGUUGAACAAAGGCAUUGAUUUUUUUUUUUAUAUAUUAAUGAAGAUAUUAAUUGUAAGCUAUUCGUGAAUAAAAAUACAAAUUUGAACGUCUUGAUAAAAAUUCAUGAGCACCCUUU